AUGGCAUCGCGAAUAGUCGAAUCGAUAAUUUUGUUGGCCAUUUUUGGUCUUACGUAUGCCCUAACUACACCAGAAAGUGCUUUUAAAAAUGUAUUAGAAGAUGUAUCAUCAUGUAAAGAAUCUUGUGAGCGUACAUUUCCGGAACACACUUACCCAGAGAGUAACCAUCUGCCAGCAUGCCAGCGGGGAUGUCGUCUCUUCUCCAUCAUGGAGUUUGCGGAAGAAGAUAUCCAGGAUUUCAACACCACUAAGGAAAUGUGUAAUGAGGCCUGUGAUGAGGCCUACAAAGACAGUGAAGAGUUGUAUGCUUGCCAUCUAGGCUGCCAAAAUGAAGCUCCAUUCGCUAUGCAGAAACGACAAGAGUUGCUAUCUGAGGAGCCCAGUGUUCACAUUCUAACGCCCAUCCUAGCCAUCCAGUCCAUGUGCGAGAAAUUCUCCCAGUUUGCUAGCUACCGGUUCAGUUCUUGGAUGGUUUACAUGCAGGGGGAUAACGGGCAACUGUACAUCUUUGAAUCCCAGCCUGAGGUUGAUAUCUUCACCAUGGAUCCCAAGUUUCAAGAAGAGAUUAUUGACUUCAGCAAAAUGUCCAACAAUGUGGAAACCAACCUGGAAGUACUGAGUGACCGUGAUUCCACAGACUACCCACAGCGGGAUGAUCUGAGUGAUGAUGCCUAUGGAUGGCUGGACUGCGUGUCCAAGAAGUCUGGCCUACCCCGAUGGCUGUUAGGUGUAACACUACUCUUGUCAGCACUAGCUAUGAUCUGGCUGUGCUGUGCUACCACAGUCACUGCUCCUGAUCAGCGGCUUUCACCAAAGAAAGUGGCAAUCUACAAUGAUCUGGCCUAUCUGCAGGACUCCAAGAAAACGUUCAUUCACCCUGUCUUUAUCAAGAGCCUCCCAGCCAAGGCAAUCAUCGCCACGGCAACAGAUGAUGAUGAUGAUGAGCUGCUUAUACUGGAGGAUGUCAAACCUCAACAGACCAAGAUUUAAGCAAUUGGAGAAUUCCUGCCUGUGUCUUCAGUGUUGUCAUUUAUGUAUGUCACUCAAUCAAACAGGAGUUUCUGCAACAUGUGUGGUUAAACAGCGAUGUAUAAUCAAGUUUAAAAUUUAAAGUCAAUUACAAGAUUUGUUCUUUGAAUGAAUUAAGUAGAAACGAAUGAUUUAUGCAUUGAUGUAUGACACUGUCUCUCAUUAAAUCUGUGUGUUUUGGAGAAAACUGAAAAACUGUUCAUACAGUAGUCUUCUUGCUGGGGUAUUACUUGCCACAUACUAUGAUACGAUACAUUGAACAACAUUAGAACAACAUUAGAACAACAUUGAACGACAUUGAACGAUUCAUUGAUCAACAUUAGUAAAGUUGAUCGUAAGAUUUUAUUUGAGGUUGGCAUGAUUUCAUUUCCUCAUGUCUCUAAAUCCUGGGCAAUUCUUAGUAUCAUCCCAUUUAGGUCUAAUACUAUUACGUGUACAUGUCAAGUGUGACAUUAACAAUCUUGUAACUGGCUUUAAAAUAAAGAAGAGAAAUAUUAGAAAAUAACUUGUAGUGUUUCAAACCUCUCAUCGUCUUAUUACAUGUAACUAGUUUAUGGAUAUCUUGGUUUGAUUUAUGGCUCUAUGUACUUGUAAGGGUAAACAUGUGGAAGGUGUAUUACUAUUCAUACAUGUCAUACCCUCAUUUGUGCACGUGUAUGUCAGAUGAAUUUUGAUUUGGUAGGCUCCCACAACCCAUACGUGUAUAAAAACAGUCUAAUUUGCUCUAUCUUGCACACAGGCAUGCAACUGGGAAGUCACAACAAAAGAGGCAAUUCAAAUCUUUCCAAGACUUUGUACAGUGUUUUUCAAUUUUAAUGGCACAAAUGGGAAGUACAAAAAGAGGAAAUCAGCUGAUCUGAGGAAAAGUUGCAUGCCUGUGUACAUGAGCAAUGGCUUGUUGACAGUAGACAGUGGGAGUACAUUGUAGAUAUUAUUUUAGCAUUAUACUAUUUAUCUUAUCAAAGUAUGCCAUUACUUUUGACCCUGGUGACUCGAGCAUAUAACGCUGCACAUUUUCAGCUUUUGUUUAGUUCCAAAGCUGUACCAGUUGUAAACCCAACCUGCAUUUUUAUUAAAAAAUGACAUGUUGGUAGUAAGUUAACUAUACAUGCUUUAUGAUGUCAUACGCUUGGAUUUUUUUUGUAAUUUGUAUUUUUUUUUACUUUGCGCAUCAUGAGGCACAUUAUCAUUACCUUAAGUGUUUGUAACAAGGUGAGUUGUGGUAUAAUCAUAUUUCUGUCCAUAUUUGAGGUCUUUGAUGGCAUAUCAAACUUGAGUUUCGUCUAGUCGGCACUUCAGUCAAUAGUGUGUGUGUUUGCAGGUUUUAACAAUGACUGCUACUUGCUCAUAUACGGUAUCUAACAAAGUAUUAAUUAUAUGAUCUUUUUAUUUUUCCAAGGUGAACUUUUGGUUUAAAUUUGUAGCUAUAAAUAGUGUUUGAAAUUUUUGCUCACAUUUUAUAAUGGCUAGGAUGUCUGAAUUACUAAUGGUGUGCAUUGUCAUUGCAACAGUGGCAGGCAGUAAAAACUUCAUGUAUUUAGUAUAUUGAUGUAGCAAAUGCAUAUUAAUUGCUUUUUAUUUUGUUAUUUUGUCUUUAGGUCUUCUGUCAUGUAAGAACAAACCAUGUAUAAUGUUUUCGACUUUUCGUUAGUAACGAACCAGCUGUAAUUGCUCACCACCUAUAUGGUCAUGUCACAUUUAUGUGCCAAUAUGGCUACAGUGUGUUCAUUUCCUGUGAUAUGUUUUACAGCUUAUAUGUAUACAUGUACAGGUAUAUCAAUGUGGAGGUUUGUGAACCACGGCUCCGUCUUUGGCUUCGCCUGAUUUUUAGAUCCCUGACUUUGGGGAUUCCAGCUUGAAUCAAUGUUUUGCUACAGGGACAUCAAACUGUAUGAUAUUAAACCAAACAUGAGAGUCUCAUAUUGGGUCCGGAGAUAAAAGGUCAAACAAAUGCUUCCCAUGUUAGAGCUGAAACCAAAGAGACAGAUGAAGCCAGUUUGUCACAUCUCUCCCCACUUGGCUACAUCAUUGCAUUACCAUGCAUAACCUUCACAAGCAUGUUCUUCCACUUGUGUGGGAAAAAAAAGAAUUACUGAAAUUGUUCCAUGCUAUCAGAGAUUAUGCAUGUUUCACAAAAAAACACCUUUUUUUCACAGCUGUCUAUGGAAGGCUAUAGAAUGCUUUGAAGCUAUUCAGCCAAGUGAGAACCAGAGAUUAGG
This is a messenger RNA of Patiria miniata (bat star), 3248 nucleotides long. RefSeq names its product transmembrane protein 59-like (gene tmem59). The record is from RefSeq and is a predicted model, not a curated record. The transcript is spliced from 6 exons. The coding region runs from base 1 to 990 and encodes 329 amino acids. NCBI's taxonomy places the organism in Eukaryota, Metazoa, Echinodermata, Asteroidea, Valvatida, Asterinidae.